GCGCGCUUUUAUUACUUCCACUUCCCACUUUCUCUCUUCUUCUGCCUCCUUCUGUCGUCCGUGUCCUGAUAGAUUGAGGAUACAUUUUCUGCAAUCCUUAACAAUGAACGCCCAAUUUUUCUUCAUUUUUUCCUCCUGUUCGUUCUUUUUUCCCCAUUUGUCGGGAGGCUCCUGCUCUGAGGCAGAACACAGGUUGUUCUCAGUGAUAUUCUCCAGCUACAAUCAGUACAUCCGUCCAGUGGAGAAUGUGUCUGAACCAGUUAUCGUGCAGUUUGAGGUGUCCAUGUCCCAGCUGGUCAAAGUGGAUGAAGUUAACCAGAUUAUGGAGACAAACCUGUGGCUGAGACAUAUCUGGAAUGACUACAAACUGAGGUGGGAUCCCAAAAACUUUGGAGGAGUGGAGUUCAUUCGAGUGCCUUCUAGCAGGAUAUGGAAGCCAGAUAUCGUGCUGUACAAUAAUGCAGUGGGAGAUUUCCAGGUGGACGAUAAGACCAAGGCCCUGCUUCGCUACAAUGGGGAUGUGACCUGGAUCCCUCCGGCCAUCUUCAAGAGCUCCUGCAAGAUUGACGUUACCUACUUCCCCUUCGACUACCAGAACUGCACCAUGAAGUUUGGCUCUUGGACGUAUGACAAGGCCAAGAUAGACCUGGUUCUGAUUGGCUCCACCAUCAACCUCCAUGACUUCUGGGAGAGUGGCGAGUGGACGAUUAUCAACGCCCCGGGUUACAAACACGACAUCAAGUACAACUGCUGUGAGGAGAUCUACACAGACAUCACCUACUCCCUGUACAUCAGACGGCUGCCUCUCUUCUACACCAUCAACAUGAUCAUCCCCUGUCUGCUCAUCUCCUUUCUCACUGUGCUGGUCUUCUACCUGCCUUCUGACUGUGGGGAGAAGAUCACCCUCUGUAUCUCCGUCCUCCUCUCCCUCACUGUGUUCCUCCUGGUCAUCACCGAAACCAUCCCGUCUACGUCUCUGGUCAUCCCCCUCAUCGGGGAGUACCUCCUCUUCACCAUGAUCUUCGUCACCCUCUCCAUUGUCAUCACCGUGUUCGUGCUGAACGUGCACUACCGCACGCCCAAGACCCACACCAUGCCGUGCUGGGUGCGCAGUGUCUUCCUGGGGCUUCUACCCAGGGUCAUGUUCAUGACCCGGCCGGAGAGGAACCCUGAGAGGCUGCCUGGGGGGAUGGUUCAGCAGCUGAUGCCCCCAGCCUCGCGGCCCUGUGUGGUCUACACCACAGGAACCAUGCAGGGGCAGCAGAAGCCCCAGGCCCUGGUCUCCACCGUGGCUGCCAGUGUGCUCCCAAGUCUGGCCCAGCGACAGCGCCUCUUCAUCAGCACGGAGCUCACCAACCUCAAUAACCUUAGCCUUGGUGGGGGUGGUGGUGGUGACUCGGUUAAUGCAGGCUCCAGCUUCCUGUGUCGUGAGGGACGCUGCAACUGCUGCUGGCGCCAGAGGUCCACCAAGCUGCCCACUGAGACGGGAGGAGGGGGUGGAGGGGUGGGGAGCAUCGGGACCCACAGUGGAGGAGGGUCUGCUGGGAUUGGGGGGGUUUGUGGAGGCGGUGGAAGCUCCUGCUCCAGCUCAGAGUCUCUGAAUGGCAGGCUGAGGACUCUGUCCCCUCACUUCUCACCGGAGGUCAGGGAGGCCAUGGAAAGUGUCAAGUAUAUCGCCGAAAACAUGAGAAUACAGAACGAAGCCAAGGAGGUCCAGGAUGACUGGAAGUACGUUGCCAUGGUGAUCGACAGGAUAUUCCUGUGGGUGUUCAUCUUGGUGUGUAUCCUGGGGACCGCUGGGCUCUUUAUCCAGCCCCUCCUAUUGUUCAAUAUGUGACCCACUCAUACACACAGCAAUUACACAGUGACUGAGUGUUUUAAAUCAUACAUGCACAGUCAUUUUGUGUAUCACCCAGUGAACCAAUAGUGUGAACGGAAGGGAACCAGAUUAUGGAGGAAGGCAAGCUGCUGCCAGCUGUUCCAUGUCACUUCUCAGUAUGUAGAUACGUUUCUUAUUUCUAAAGUGUGGUGUAGUAGUGAUCACUUAGCUCCUGAGGACCAGACUCUGAAACCAUGGCAAUGUAUAACUCCCGUACUGCUGCCUACCCAUUCCCUUUUUGUUUGCUUUGUGUAAAUGACUUCAUCAUAGUGUCACUUAAUUAUGACUGGCACAAAGAACCACACUAUCGUCAACAAAAGGACCGUGGCUAAAGGAACAUCUAUUGGACCAAAGGAUCCCAAACAUGUACAUAGCAAUGACUGCUUUAAGGGGGCUUUCCAAAAGUACACAACAAGUAUCUCAAGUCAAUUUCACAGCUUAUUGAAGUCAUAUCAUGUUUUCAAAUGUUGAAUAUCACCGAGUCAUUUUGAUAUUGUUUAUUUGUGAAAUAUUAAUGUAUUUCUAAAAACGCAUGUUGUAUGUUCUUAUUUACUACAACUAUACAGCACCAUUUCAAUCUGAUUCUAAUGCUCAUUAAGGUUUCAAUGAACCACGGUGUCAUAUAAUAUACAGAUAAGCUAUUCAUAGAAAUCACAAACUGUUGAACAUUAAAAGGCUAUGAUGCA
Messenger RNA from Oncorhynchus keta (chum salmon), 2565 nucleotides. Its product is annotated as neuronal acetylcholine receptor subunit alpha-3-like. Gene Ontology annotation, biological process: monoatomic ion transmembrane transport; nervous system process; chemical synaptic transmission. Gene Ontology annotation, molecular function: transmembrane signaling receptor activity; acetylcholine-gated monoatomic cation-selective channel activity. The record is from RefSeq and is a predicted model, not a curated record. The transcript has 6 exons. Bases 104 to 1837 code for a protein of 577 amino acids. Gene Ontology annotation, cellular component: synapse; postsynaptic membrane; neuron projection. NCBI's taxonomy places the organism in Eukaryota, Metazoa, Chordata, Actinopteri, Salmoniformes, Salmonidae.